ACAAUCUUUUUCUUUUUUCUGUAUGAUUUAUUUGAUUCCUUAAACCAGUAUAUCGGCUGUGACACAUACUUCUAUGGCAACGAACGAUGUACAAAAUGAUGGGGCAGACGAACCCAACAAGCUUUUCCAAACAGUGGCCUCAAAAGUUGCUUUUGCCGAAAUUUGUGGACUGUUGGAACUGAUCACAAGAACUCAAGGAAAUGACAAAAAGAAACGCAUUCUGAAGGACUUUGUGGACAAGUGGCGAGAAUUCCACAAGACUCUUCACAAAAACAACACAGACGUGGAGGACUCUUUUUACCCAGCAAUGAGACUGCUACUUCCACAUUUGGAGAAGGAACGAGUUGCAUAUGGAAUAAAGGAGAACAUGCUGGCCAAACUGCUGAUUGAGGUGUUGUGCUUGGGGAAGGAUAGCCCAGAUGCGCAGAAACUUCUCCACUAUAAAGCGCCCAAAAAUGCUAAAGGGGAUGCUGGAGAUUUUGCCAGCGUGGCUUAUUUUGUGCUUAAAAAUCGCUGUCCAGAGAAAGGUAGCUUGACGAUUCAAGAGGUGAAUGAAUGCCUGGAUGGUAUAGCCAGGAACAAUGCAGCCAAGAACAAGGAAAUGGUGCGGAAAAACAUCCUCCAUCUUCUCAAGAAUCUGUCGGCUGUCGAGCAGAAAUGGUUGAUCCGUAUGAUUGUGAAAGAGAUGAAGAUUGGCUUGAGCCAGGCGUCCGUGUUAUCUGUCUACCAUCCGGAUGCAGAGGAUUUCUACAAUGUCAACAACAACAUGGAGAAGGUGUGUCGUUUGCUACGAGAUCUGAAGACCCGUGUUCACGAGAUAGGUGUCACAGUUUUCUCCCCUUUCUCGCCCAUGUUAGGAGAACGGGGCGCACCUGACAAGGUUGAGAAGCUGAUGGAAGGAAAACCCUAUUUCAUCGAGACCAAGUAUGACGGUGAGAGAAUGUUAUUACAUAAGGACGAAGGAGAAUACAAGUAUUUCUCAAGAAGUGGUAAUGAUUACACCAGUGUCUUUGGUAGCAAUUCAUUUGAUGGAACUUUCACACCAUAUAUUGUGAACUGCUUCAAGCCAGAAGUGAAAACUUGCAUACUUGAUGGGGAGAUGUUGGGGUAUGACGCCGCAACUAAAACAUUUGGUACAAAAGGUGAGAGGUUUGACAUCAAAUCAGCAGCUGAGUCUGGCACCUAUCAGCCAUGUCUGCAUGUAUUUGACAUCCUCCUGUUUAAUGGCAAGGUCCUGACUAAUCUGCCCCUGAGGGAGAGGGUCAAGUACCUGGAGCGGGUGUUCAACCCUGCGGAGGGGAGACUACUCAUCAGCCAGGUGAAGGAGGGACGCACCAACCAGGACUGUGUAGAUGCACUGAAUGAGGCUAUAGACAGUCGUGAGGAGGGCAUCAUGGUGAAGAACCCUGACACCGUGUACCGGCCCAACACCAGGAAGGGCGGCUGGUUCAAGAUCAAGCCCGAAUACAUCAGCGGACUGAUGGAUGAACUGGACGUGCUGAUCGUGGGAGGGUACUUUGGGGUGGGGCAUCGGGGUGGGAUGAUGUCACACUUUCUGUGUGGAGUGGCUGUGCCUCCAGAGGAUGGGGGAGAGCCUCAGGUCUUCUACUCCUUCUGCAAGGUUGGCUCUGGCUAUAGUAAGAAGGAGCUGAGCGAAUACAACAGGCGGAUGGUGGACCACUGGCAGGUGUAUGACAAAAAGAACCCACCAUCUGCCCUUGUGCUUGCCGCGGGCUUUAAGGAGAAGCCUGACGCCUGGAUAGAGCCCUCAAAGUCUUUUAUAUUACAGAUCAAGGCAGCCGAAAUUAUUGAGAGUGACCGUUUUAAAACAGGUUGCACCCUGCGGUUCCCCAGGGUGGAGAAGAUUCGUGAUGAUAAGCUAUGGUCAGAGUGCAUGACAACACUGGAUAUCGAUGACCUCAAACAGAAGUCUGGUGGGAAGUUGUCUGGGAAAAGACUGGAGCUUGGUGACCAGGAGGAGGUGCCUGUCAAGAAGAGGAGGAAGGUCGUGUCCCGGGUCGUCAAGCCGACCAUUGGGUCGCAGUUCAGAAAGGCCGAUGUCUCAGGUGUGCAGAAGAUUUCAGAGAUUUUUGCUGGUAAAGAGUUCUGUAUCAUCAAUGGGCCAUCAAGAUUUCCAAAGCCAGAGCUAGAGAAGAAAGUGGUGGAGUUUGGAGGAUCAGUGGUUCAAAACCCAGGUUCUGAUACGUUUUGUGUGCUUGCGGAAAAAGUGGCCAUCCGUGUGAAAAAUCUUAUCAGCCGGAAUAUUUAUGACAUUGUCAGGGUAGAUUGGUUCCUGCGAUGUGUGGAGAGUUCCAAGUGGAUUCCAUGGUCUCCAUCUGACAUGCUACACACAUCCCCAAAGACAGAAGCCAGGCUGAAGCUGGACUAUGAUGAGUUUGGGGACAGCUACACAGAGGGAACCACCUGCGGACAGCUGCAAGCAGUGUUUGACAAGAUGAAACCGCAACAGGAUUUCUGUCCUUUGACUACUGAGGACAUCGCUGAAGUAGAGGACAGAUAUUUCCCUGAUGACUCCCCAUAUGGUCUGUUCAGAACAUGCAGGGUUUACCUGGAUUCUCACCUGGUUGUUGGAGACCCCAGCACGCACCUUAAAGACUGUCACCUAGACUUGCUGGCUCUUGAACUCAGGUUUUUUGGAGCGACAUUGACAGAAACUCUGGAAGAAAAUGUGUCUCAUGUCCUUGUUGAUGAAAGUGAUUUAUCUCGUCUGGAUGACCUGAAGAAACGCAGACGAGCGAGGACUCGCAAGUUUUAUAUUGUGACGGAGGAGUGGGUGCGACAGUGUAUCGAGGAAGGGGAGUUGUGCAAAGAGAGAGACUACGAACCAGUUCUACCUUGAGGCAACUUUGGGCACAAAACAUAUUUCUUUUUAAGUGUGUAACUCAAGCUGUUACUAAAUAAUAUAAAAUAUUAUUAUUGUUUUUUAAAGUACUACUUGGUAGUAGAAUUUUGAACCACACAAUCACAGAUAAAAUGUUAUUUCAGUCACGAGUUAAAAAAAAAAAAAAAGUUUGAAUGUGAUGUUUGAAUGGUGAUCCAUGUACAUGCAAUUUUAAAAUCAUUUUAAAUUGGAUUCAUUUGUGUAGUUUAUUUAAGGACUGACAUCAUAAAAAAGAAAUCAAAUCUUCUGUACCAAUCAUCAGUGAAUACUGAGCACCAUUUCUUGAAUAUUUGCUGCUGUUAUUUUAGUCAUAACAUUUCAUGGGACAUGACACAUGUUGUUGGUUGUCAUUGGUGAGGAGUGCAUUCUUAGAACAGCUGGUUACCUCCCUUGAAUAACCAAAUAACUCUCCUUGCUGUCACAGUUCUUCAAUACUGCCUGCUGCAACAGUUUUUUUACAAAUAUUUUAGCUCAGAGUCGUUUUACAUUUUAUCCAAUAUUACAUCUUAUUUUAGUCUUUAACAUCAAUCAAAUAUCAUGUCUGCUGAAAUUUUUAAAUCAAAUGCUGGUUGAUAUCUGUGAUAUUUGUUCCAUGGACUGCCCAUCCAUUGUUUUAUCAGUUAUACAAUCAGGCUUAUUUAGUUACACGGGACAUUGUAUGAAUAGUAAAAGCAGAAUCUGAAAGAUUUUAGUUUUAAAAGUAUGAAAAGUAUUUAGAACAGGUUACUAAGUCAUAAUUGUCAUUUUCAUAGUUGUACACUUUCUUAGUUUUUUUUUAUAGCAAUUUUCAAUCAUCAGUGUCAUUUUUUUUUCUAUAAAACAUGCAUGUAAUAUUUGGACAGGAUAAUCUGCCUACAGUUUUAGAAGUCAAAGGCUCAAAAAUACACUCAGAUGUAAGCCUGCGUCAACUUUUGACUGGAAUAAAGUUCCAUUUGAAAGUUACUGGUGUUUACAUGUAUUUUAUUUAUUUGAUUGGUGUUUUACGCCAUACUCAAGAAUAUUUCACUUAUAUGACGGUGGCCAGCAUUAUGUGGGGAGCAAACCUGAGAGAGCUCAAAUAAAAG
This is a messenger RNA of Liolophura sinensis, 3966 nucleotides long. RefSeq names its product DNA ligase 4-like. Gene Ontology annotation, molecular function: DNA binding; ATP binding; DNA ligase (ATP) activity. NCBI's taxonomy places the organism in Eukaryota, Metazoa, Mollusca, Polyplacophora, Chitonida, Chitonidae. The record is from RefSeq and is a predicted model, not a curated record. The transcript is spliced from 18 exons. Gene Ontology annotation, cellular component: DNA ligase IV complex; DNA-dependent protein kinase-DNA ligase 4 complex. The coding region runs from base 74 to 2860 and encodes 928 amino acids. Gene Ontology annotation, biological process: DNA recombination; DNA biosynthetic process; double-strand break repair via nonhomologous end joining.